AUGUCGAGAAUGCCUAUGUUCGCGAAUAUAAAGCCGGGGGACCCGACUGCUCUUUUCUUUGUCUCCUUGCAUUGUCCUCAUCGCCCUCAGCAUGUCCAGCUUUGUUCCCGCUCCCCAGUACUCUACCGAGCACUCCUACGUCCAUGCUAGCCAAGGUUUUCGGCCUCAGCAGUAUGUCUUCAACGUCACUGUGUCUCCGUACCCAGGGGUCGCGCCUCUGGCACCCGAGUUCAGCGACACUCCAUCUCCAUCCUCUUCUUCUCAGUCCGACGCGUCCACAUUCGCCACAGGCUCUUCUCGUAAGAUUCCAAGACCCCUGAACUGCUACUUCAUCUUCCGUAAAGACGUCAUCGACAAGAAGCUGAUUCCAAAGGGCACCGAACAUGACAGUCGUCACCUUUCUAGGAUCAUUGGAGAGUUGUGGAGGAAACUGUCAGAGGAAGAGAAGAAUGAAUAUUAUCGGCGUGCCGAGGUCGAAAAGGAAGCCCACCAAAAACUCUAUCCGGACUACGCCUACCAUCCUCAGAAGCGUACCACCCCGCCCAAGAAGAGGAACACGAAACGAAACACGCAAGCGGACAUAACUAGGUCCAAAGACAUUGCAGUUUUGUUGCAUACUGGAAAGACGGGCUCGGAACUUGAGGAGGCCGUGAGGAAGAUGUCGUCGAUCGCAGCGACGCCUCAAACUCAGGUUAAGGUCAAGCCUCCGAAGAAGAAGCGCGCAUCUCGAAAGAGCGCGCCCUCUCCUCCACCUGUUCAGCAUAGUACUACCGGAUCGCAGGGGUGGAAGACAGAGGCAUUGACACAUCAGUUCAAUGCCCCGAUUCCUUCUAUGGGCUCCGACACAAACACUCUCUUUGCCGCCUCCUUCGAGUCACAAUAUUCGAUGCCUCCCGAGUUCGAUGAUGGGCUUUUUGGUUUCCCAAGCCCAGCCUCAGAACUUAUGGGUUCCAGUAUUCUCUUGCUAUGUCUUCAAAUCAGUACAACAACACUCACGACGAGUAUGGCAAUGGCGCACUUGACAACUGUUAUCUUUGAUUAUGUGUGGACUUAAUGGCCGUUUGCAACGUUCACUUCUUCCCAAAACAUUUUGAUAUUAUUGUAACGAGUUCUCAUUUUUUUCUAAAUAUUUGAAUACUCAUCUUUUGUAUAACCUCAACUAUGCUCCAUGGAACCUUUUU
Desarmillaria tabescens is the source of this 1181-nucleotide messenger RNA. RefSeq lists its product as uncharacterized. Gene Ontology annotation, molecular function: RNA polymerase II cis-regulatory region sequence-specific DNA binding; DNA-binding transcription factor activity, RNA polymerase II-specific. The transcript has 5 exons. Gene Ontology annotation, biological process: anatomical structure morphogenesis; regulation of transcription by RNA polymerase II; cell differentiation. Bases 92 to 1054 code for a protein of 320 amino acids. NCBI's taxonomy places the organism in Eukaryota, Fungi, Basidiomycota, Agaricomycetes, Agaricales, Physalacriaceae. The record is from RefSeq and is a predicted model, not a curated record.